This is a messenger RNA of Vicia villosa (hairy vetch), 624 nucleotides long. RefSeq lists its product as uncharacterized. The record is from RefSeq and is a predicted model, not a curated record. The transcript is spliced from 2 exons. Lineage: Eukaryota; Viridiplantae; Streptophyta; Magnoliopsida; Fabales; Fabaceae. Bases 1 to 624 code for a protein of 207 amino acids.
AUGGAGAGCUUUAAAUUUGCUUUCAUUUUGAAGUUUAUGUUAAAGUUAUUUGGUAUCAUAAAUGAACUUUCAAAAAUCUUGCAAACAAAAGAUCUUAAUAUUGUGCUUGCUAUGGAAUUAGUUGAUGUUGUUAAAGCUCGGUUGGCUACAUUGAGGGAGAGUGGUCGGGAUGAUUUAUUUAUUGAUGUCCAAGAAUUUUUUUUUGCCCAGAGGAUUCCGGUGCCAAAUAUGGAUGAACAAAUACCGGUUCGGGGACGUCCAAGAAGAGAAGGGAGGACUGUCACUAAUCCUCACCAUUACCGUGUAGAGAUUUUUUAUGUUUCUAUUGACAAAAUAUGUGUGGAGGUGGAUCACCGGUUUUGUGAAGGAAGUAACAUUGAGUUGGAUCGCUUCUCAUGUCUUGACCCUAAGAAUUCUUUUUCCAAGUUUGAUGUUGAUAAGCUUGCUCGUCUUACUAAUAUUUAUCAUGCAGACUUUUUUGAUGAUGAUCGUGGAACAAUAAGGGAGCAACUUGAGACUUAUGUACAUCAAGUGAAAAGGCAUGCUUCCUUUACUUCUUAUAAAGAUGUUCAAAUUUUGGCUAUGAAGAUGGUUCAAACUGAGAAACAAUUGCACACUUUAUGA